This is a messenger RNA of Phodopus roborovskii (desert hamster), 993 nucleotides long. RefSeq names its product bile salt sulfotransferase 2. NCBI's taxonomy places the organism in Eukaryota, Metazoa, Chordata, Mammalia, Rodentia, Cricetidae. Gene Ontology annotation, molecular function: sulfotransferase activity. The transcript is spliced from 6 exons. Gene Ontology annotation, cellular component: cytoplasm. The record is from RefSeq and is a predicted model, not a curated record. Gene Ontology annotation, biological process: sulfation. Bases 31 to 885 code for a protein of 284 amino acids.
GUCCUAACAGCACCCUCAAAGCUCUUUGCCAUGUCAGGCUACAUUUGGUUUGAAGGCAUACCUUUUCCUACUGUACAUAUUCAAAAAGAAAUACUUGAAGAAAUCCGUCAUAAGUUUGUCAUCAGAGAUAAAGAUACAAUCAUAGUGGCUUACCCCAAAUCAGGAACUAACUGGAUGAUUGAGACUGUCUGCUUGAUUCAGACCAAGGGGAAUCCAGAGUGGGUCCAAUCUAUACCUAGCUGGGACCGCUCAUUCUGGGUAGAAACUGUAUCAGGAUAUCAAAAAUUAAUCAACAAGGAAGGACCACAUCUGAUCAGCUCUCACCUUCCCUUCCAUCUUUUCCCCAAGUCUUUCUUCAGUUCCAAAGCCAAGAUGAUAUAUAUCAUGAGAAAUCCCAGAGAUGUUCUUGUGUCUGGUUAUUUUUUCUGGCGUGCGGCAAAAUUUGUCAAGAAUCCAGAGUCACUGACAACUUAUUUUGAUUGGUUCCUCAAAGGAAAUGUGCCAUAUGGGUCAUGGUUUGAGCACAUCCGUGGCUGGCUGUCCAUGAGAGAAAGUGAAAACGUCCUCCUGCUGAGCUAUGAAGACAUGAAAAAGGAAACAAGAAGAAUGGUAGAGAAGAUCUGUGACUUCCUAGGAAAGAAAUUGGAGCCAGAUGAGCUGGAUAUGGUCCUCAAGUACAGCUCCUUCCAAGCCAUGAAAGAAAAUAAAAUGUCCAAUUUUAGACUUAUGCCAAAAGAAUCUGUUACUCAUGAUUUUGUUCUCAUGAGAAAAGGCGUAACUGGGGACUGGAAGAAUCACUUUACAGUAGCGCAAGCUGAAGCCUUCGAUAAAGUAUUCCAGGAGAAAAUGGCUGGGUUUCCUCCAGAGCUUUUCCCAUGGCAAUAACCGCUUAAGACUUCAUGUGUGGACAGCUAGGUGUAAUUUCAGGUUUAUUUUUCCGUACAUGUGAAUGACUGCAUGAGGUCAUAGAAUAAAUCUUGUUAUUGAUUUGUG